GGAAAGAGAAGAAGAAUAGUCUUGCGUAAUAAUUUAUAAAUUUUUUUGACAGGUUGACGAUUGUUGAUUUUAUUGUUAUCUCAAUCUGAAAGUUAUCCAUCCAGACAGGAAUUCCUGUUAAUGACCUUUUGAGAUCAAUUAGUAUUCCACAACAAUUUUAGGUUUACAAGUAAUCAAAAUAUGGCUGAUCAGCAACAAUUUUUCCUGAAAUGGAAUGACUUCCAGAGUAAUAUGGUUACAUCUUUUCGGCAUCUCAGAGAUGAAAAAAGCUUCACUGAUGUUACAUUAGCUUGUGAGGGCCAAACUUGCAAAGCUCAUAAAAUGGUGUUAUCAGCUUGUAGUCCUUAUUUCAAAAGCUUGUUAGAGGAAAAUCCAUCCAAACAUCCCAUUAUAAUCCUGAAAGAUGUAGCAUACAGUCAUUUGCAAGCAAUAUUGGAGUUUAUGUAUGCUGGAGAAGUGAAUGUGAGCCAGGAACAGCUACCAGCCUUCUUGAAGACAGCUGACAGACUCAAAGUUAAAGGAUUAGCGGAAGCUCCACAGGCUAUUAAAAGAGAGUAAAUUUGUGCAUUUUUUAUAUUGUCUGGAUAAUAUUUUACUCAUCACCUGGUCUGAAUUCUGAUGAAAUUUCUUUUAAUUCAUAAAACAUGAACCCAAUGGGGAAGUUACACAUCCCAGAAAUCGUGAAUAAAGAGGAAUGAAAUGAAAAUAAUAAACAUAGAUAAUAUGCCCUAAGCAAUUCACAAGGAAUGAGUUAUGUGCACAAGCUCAGAACAAUCAAUGGUGUAACAUUGGAUUCUUGUUAUAUGACAAAUAAUAUGUUUAUAAUACUAAAUACAAUUUCAUCAAAAUUGAUCCAGCACAAAAAGUUGAAUAUUACCAUUCCCUGUGUAUAGAGUGGCAGUUUUUUUCAAGACUUAAUUGGAUUAAUUUUCAAUUAAUUAUUUUUAACUAGAAAAGUUCAUGUGAUUGGUGCUGAUUUCUAAUCACAAUAAUAGUAUAUAAAAAUCCCAUGAAACAUUGAAACAUGUGCCUUGUGUAGAAUGAAAAUUCUAUGCACAAUACCAUAUUCAGUAUGAAAAUAUGACUUCUGGCUGAUUAUUCAGUGAGUAGAUACAUGAUUAAUUUGUUGAAAACAACCCCCUACCUCCAAGGAUUCAUCAAAUGUACCCAACUUUUUUUUAUUUUUCACACAGUGAUUGAGUCUCAAGUGUUCAACAUUGUAUGGUAUGUUUCAUAUAAAAAAGUAAAAAUUUGUGUUGCUUUGAUAUAUUUUUUGACUGGUUUGAUAACUUGUAGAUGUCACCUGCCUAAACUCUCCAAUUGUUACAACAAACUGCUUCAUGGCUUUUCAGAAGUACUGAAAAAUAUAAGUCUGCAAUUUGUAAGAAAGAAGUUGGGAUGGUUUCUAAGGGGAUGUUCUGAUGACUUUUGUUCUAAAACAUGCCUUUUUCAAUUUCCAUUUUUCAGGAUCAUGAUGUUUUGCAAUUGUUUCCAAGAAAAUGAUUGUUUAAAUAUAGUUGAAACACUCUGUAUUUGGGGUAGGCCAUAGAGGUUUUGGCUUAUCAAUCAUUGAUAUUUUCAUGAAUCUAUAGUUUUUCAUUAUCUAUCUAGUGGAUAAUUUUUUCAUUGAGUACCUCUUAUUAUCAUAUAAUUGGGAAAGAGAACAUUGCACAUGUUAAAAUAUAUGACAAAAAAUAAUCAAAAUCUUAUAAUAUGAACAUCUUUCUAUAAAGAAAAUUUCAACCUCUAUGCCACAUCAUAAUAUUGUGAAAUGGCCUUCAAUAUUAACCAAUAAAAGCAAAGGUCAAUGCUUCCCUAUGAUUUCCAAUGUUGUCUUUUAGUUGGAAUGGACUAUAGAAGUGGGCUAAAAUAACAAUUAAUAAUCAACAGAAAUUUCGAAAAUUAUCAAAGUUAUCAAUAGUAAUGAUAUUAUGGAUAACUGGAUAACAUUUCAUCUAAAUUAUUAUAGAUAUAUUGAUAAAUUUGCCCACCCCUACUCUGUACAUCAGAGUGUUUCUUUAGUUUGCAGGAAACAAUGAGGUUAGGGUGAGGGUGGCUUAUUUUGGAUCGCCUAAUAUUUAUUUCAAAUGCAAAUUGACCCAGACUAGGUAUACAGGUUGUUUUCAUUCUAUCUUUCAAUUUUGUUCAUCCUCUUGUUUUCACAAUGAAGAGAGUGAAUCUGAUAAGCCAUAGAACACAUAAAUAUCAGCAGGAUACUUUUCUAUUUAUUAUCUGAUAAAAUACUCCAGACUUAUAAAAAUAUUAUAAUACUGGGAAAAUUUAUUGGUGAAUUAUAUUUGCCUACAUUGAUGAAUUUGAAUUUAUGAAUAUAAAACACAGGGAACAAUAACUUUUUGUGUAAUGAACAUAAAAAAAAUUCGUUAUUCAGAAUCUAUUAUCAGAUAAAUUAUGAUUGUUAUACCAGGUCAGUUAUACUUAUACUCAUUCCACCACUGAUACGAAUUCAUUCUUCAAUUUUUCAGGUUAUGAGAGUAUAAUAAUCGAAGAUAAUAACAACAAUUAUGUCUUGGUUUCGUAAAUAUUUAGUAUAUUUCCAUAUUUGCUGAUAUUUUGUCGGACAAUUACCUAAUGAAAAAAAUGAAAAUAAUAUUUUAUCAAGGAAUAACUGAUAUUGUGCCAGAAACUUUCUCAACAAGUUCCUAUAGUAUUUCUCCUGUAGAUUCAUAAUAUGACCUCACAUUUUUGAUAAUUAUUAUAUUAUUAUUCUCACAACAACUCAAGAUGGGGAAAAAUAGUAUUCCGGUCCUGAUAUUGGUUUCAUUCAGGAGGCUACUUGUUGAACCAUUCAGGUUUAAUUAAUGUACCAAAUUUGAACCUUAUGGGGUUCUCCAUGUAUUUAAUAUGGCAGAUUGAGUCUUUUGUCAAAAUCCAUAAAUCACUGUAUGCCAGUAACGAAGCGGUUUUGGACUUUUGUAUAUGGCAUUUUGGCAUUUUGAAAUCGUAUUGGCAGUCCCUAUAACCCCAUAAGUUUCGUCGGUUUCAUCUCUGGACAUGAGGUCUAUGUGGUGAAGUUAUCUUUCCGUCCUAUAUCAUUUUACUCUUAGAUUAGUAAUUUCUAGUAAUUUGUGAUACAAGAUAUUAUAACCAUGUAGACGUGACCUCAUAAUAAUUCUCAAUGAUCUCUGAAGUACAAAAUUUGUAUUGAAUUUGAACAUAUGAAAUGCAACCAAAUUAGCUCCACACAUAGUAAACGUUUUUCUCGUUUAGACCUAAUGAUUUCAAAAUAAAAUUAAACUGAAACUCAACACACAAGGAAAUUUUCUUCUCUGAAAAUUCUUGAUUUCUGAACUAUACCUUCAUAAUAGUCUCUAACCAGUAUUUUUUGUACGAUAUGUAUAGUUGUCGGAUGCAUGUUAGGUAUAUAUUUGUAUACAGGGUUAGGAACAAGUAUGGAAUCAGACGAAUAUCUGGGUAAUCGUUUUGUCAGACCUAGGUUUGACGUGGUCUUUACGGUACACCCUGUAUGGAGAGGAUGAUAAUUGUUACAUUUUUUCACUUCUUGGUCACUUCCGAUUUCAGCGGAACACCCUGUAUACUGUAAUAUUUUUGAAUUUCUGAGACAAUUCUGGAUCUGAAUAUGACAUUUUCAAAAGUUCAAAUGCCUACUAAUUUUUUUACAGUUAAUUCAAUAUUGCACAAAGUUAGGGAACUUUUACUUCAUGCUCAUCUUCUGUCACUGUCAUAACUUAAGUGAGUGAUUUGUUUUCCAAAGAAGACUUGAUGAGAAUAACUGCACAAUUUUAUGCAUCAUGGCUAUUUGGCUAUCCAUGGCAAACUUGACAAAGGGAAAUAAAUAUAUUAUUAUCAAAUAUUUUCCUUAGUAAUAUUCAAUUUAAGUUCUUAUUAUAGUUCAACCCCAAAAAAGACUAUCGUUAGAUUCGAAAAGUGCUUGUCAAACAUUUUCGCCAUUUGAAAAAUAAUAGUUUGCCACGAAAAUGUAUUGUUGCCAACUUGUAUUAUUUCUUUCUAUGGUAUUAGUCACUGAAACUUUGCCCUUGUAAUUUUCUGACAUCUGAGGUCCUUAGAUUAAUUUACGUCCGAUCAUGGCCAUCUAGAUGCAAUAUUAAUAGUCACUGGAAAGAAAUGAAGUAGGCGUUAAAACUUAUGAAAAUAUCACAUUCUGAUCCAGAAUUGUCUCAGAAAUUCAAAAAUGUUACAAUAUGUACAGGGUGUUCCAUUUACAAAUUCAAAAUAGGAGUCAUUUUCGUUGAAUCCGGAAGCGACCGGAAAGUGGAAAAUAUGCGAAAACUCUCCUCACACGCAAUUUACCCAUACCAAAUCACAUUUUGAAACAUCUGAUAUUCUAGAAGUUAUGACACGCGGUAUAUCCUUCAAAAUGAUGUCAGUCAGAAUUUACUAAUUGUUCAGUUUGGCUUAGCAACCAGAAAAUCCAAUUCACUGUCAUAAAAAUAGAUGUAAAAACAAUUAAAUAGUUAGGGAGUACAAAAAUAUAUAUUAUCCCCACUAUAAUUUGGCAUCCCUAGACUUCUUUUAUUCAAUAUUAUUCAUUCAACCGUUUUAACUGAUGAAAUCCAGAUCAAACACAUGAGCUUUUCACAGAACUGCAUAGGAUAUUCUAGUAUAAAGACUUGGAGAUGUUCUCAAAUUUACUCACAUUACUGACAAACUAAUAUUGUAGCAACUGAAAUCAGUAAACUAAAACAAAAAAAUUAACCAAGGAUACAUUCCGAAAAUAUUUUUGACUGAAAUUAUUUCAUUGGGAUAUUUUAAUUUUAUAUGGAAAUUCUCAAUGACAUUCUAUUUUGAAUUUCAUGUUAUUCCGAUUGUUUAAUCAUUUCGCUAUAGCCGUAGAAAAAAGUAUAAUUUAUUAAUUUGUAGCAUGACCGUACGCGAAACUUCAUACUCGUGAGAAAUAUAAACUAUACAGUAAUUCCAUUUAAUAAUGAAAUAACAUUAUUUAACGAUAACAGUACUGUUAGCAGAUUUAAUAACAUCUCUUUCAUUAACAGAAUUUGUUCCUUUGGGGUUGAAAGGGUUUGUGUGAAGAUUAUUUACUAUAAAUAAAUAUUUAGUUACACUGACUAGCUUGAAUAUAUGAAUAUUUAUUGAUACAUUGUAUGAUAUCUAGAUCAUAUUUCAAUUUCGAUGAAAUCAAUAAGGACUGUAAGAAUAUAUUUCUACAAAUAGGAAUUAUUCUUGGAGUAUGUCCCCACGGAGUUUUCAAUCUAUUUAUAUAUUUUUCAGCGUCUGCAUUUGUAUAUUUUUAGAUCGUAUAUCACUUAAGUGGGGCUUACUGUUGAUAGCUGUAAUUUUUUGUGAAUUUUUUAUAUUCUGUUUUAUAGAUUUCUAUGAAGAGUAAGUAUAAUUGGGUUUUAUUUCUCAGUUACUAUGUAGAAAAAAAUAACAAUAUUUUUUAUUUUUAUAGAAUUGAAGUAGAUUUUCGAUUGACUCUAUUUACCACAUUGUUACCAUUUCACAUACCCAUACUAAGUAGAUUGGUUUGUUGUCUUGAAAUUGAAAUCAAUGGAAAAAGUGUGUUCGAGGUUUUUGAUAUCAAAUGUGCAUAUUUUUUUUUGAAA
Molecule: messenger RNA, 5561 nt
Organism: Phaedon cochleariae (mustard beetle)
Lineage: Eukaryota; Metazoa; Arthropoda; Insecta; Coleoptera; Chrysomelidae
Source: the annotation of a GenBank genome assembly